Messenger RNA from Vigna radiata var. radiata (mung bean), 2749 nucleotides. RefSeq names its product oxysterol-binding protein-related protein 1B-like. Bases 191 to 2542 code for a protein of 783 amino acids. The transcript is spliced from 10 exons. The record is from RefSeq and is a predicted model, not a curated record. Lineage: Eukaryota; Viridiplantae; Streptophyta; Magnoliopsida; Fabales; Fabaceae. Gene Ontology annotation, cellular component: cytosol; intracellular membrane-bounded organelle; membrane. Gene Ontology annotation, molecular function: sterol binding.
AACAGAAAGAAAGAGAGAGAGAGAAAGAGAGAGAGGGAAACUCUUCGUUCACAACACAACUCCUCCUUUAUGCAUUCAUUCGCAUCAUCAUCGUCAUCUUCUUCAUCUUCAUAUUCAAUUUCAUCAUCUUCUUCAUCUUCAUAUUCAAUUUCAUCAUCUUCAUCCCAACCCUAUCCAAUUCAAUUCUCCAAUGAAUUCCUUUCGCGGAUCACAAAACCGAAACAAACACGCUCAAAUCCCGCGUCAACCCCGACCUACCACCGACGAAAAACCCAUGAAUCCGCCGGCAGGGCCGCCCGCAUUGCGCUUCCGCUCCCUCUCAACCUGCAGCCACAACCGCCCCUCCGCUUCCCGCGUAGUGCAGCGCUCCGCCUCGGCGCGCAUCACCCGACAGCACACCACCACACGCGGCGAGGUAAUGCUAAGCGACAUCGUCGGGAACGGCAUCUCCGGCAUCCUUCACAAGUGGGUGAACUACGGGCGCGGGUGGCGCCCCCGCUGGUUCGUCCUCCACGACGGCGUGCUCUCCUACUACAAGAUCCACGGCCCCGACAAGCUAGUCCUCAACCAAGACGUCGAGGACGGUUCCAUGGUCAUCGGCGAGGAGUCUCUCCGCCGCAUCAAUAGCCACCGCCACUGCCCCUCCCGCAGUCGCAAACCCGUCAGCGAAAUCCAUCUCAUGGUGUGUUCGGUGCAAGAGAACAGUUCAGAUAAGAGGAGGUUUUCUGUGUGUACGGGGACGAAGAAGAGACUGCAUUUGAGGGCGGAGAGUAAGGAAGACAGAGCAAUGUGGGUGGAUGCAAUGAUGGCAGUGAAGGACAUGUAUCCUCGGUUGCCCAAUGCAGAGGUUUUGUCACCCGUGGCAUCAGUGGCUAUUUCCACUGAAAAAUUGAGAGAGAGGCUUUUAGAAGAGGGUGUGAGUGAAGCUACAAUCGGGGAAUGUGAGGAAAUCAUGAAAUCCGAGUUCUCUCAGUUGAAGAAGCAAAUGGUGGCUCUCAAGCACAAGCAUUUGCUACUAAUAGACACGUUACGCCAGUUAGAGUCAGAGAAAGUUGAUUUGGAGAACACACUUAUCGAAGACCAAAGGCAAUCAAAGGAUGGUGCAGAUACUCAUCCAUUAACGCAAGAAAAAUAUAGCGAGGGAAGUGGGGAAGAUUCUUCUGAUGAGAACGAUAGGCUGGAUCCUUCAGACGACGAGGACGAUGCAUUCUUUGAUACAUGUGAAAUUCUAUCAACAGGGUCAGAUCACCUGAGAUCCUGCCAUGAUUCUGAGCAGGAUGAGAGUGGUCCAAAUGAGAUAUGUGAUGAAAAGUCACCCAUUGGAUCUGUUGGAUUUAACUAUCCUCAAAUCAAGCGACGAAAGAAGUUGCCCGACCCUGUUGAGAAAGAAAGUAGCAUCAGUCUAUGGUCAAUCAUAAAAGAUAAUAUCGGGAAGGAUCUUACAAAAGUUUGUCUUCCAGUUUACUUUAACGAGCCUCUCUCCUCACUGCAGAAAUGUUUUGAAGAUGUUGAGUACUCUUACCUUCUAGACCAAGCAUAUGAAUGGGGUAAAAUGGGUGAUGGUUUGAAGAGGAUGAUACAUGUAGCUGGAUUUGCAGCUUCGGCAUAUGCUAGCACAAAAGGUAGAAGUUGCAAACCAUUUAAUCCACUAUUGGGAGAGACAUAUGAAGCAGAUUACCCAGACAAAGGCAUUCGCUUUAUCUCUGAGAAGGUCAGUCAUCACCCCAUGAUUGUAGCAUGCCAUUGUGAGGGCAGGGGCUGGAAAUUUUGGGGUGACGUCAAUUUAAAAAGUAAAUUUUGGGGUCGUUCAAUCCAGCUUGAUCCUAUUGGUGUAUUGACAGUUGAGUUUGAUGAUGGAGAAACCAUUCAUUGGAGCAAGGUAACAACAUCUAUUUACAACCUCAUUUUAGGAAAACUCUACUGCGACCAUUAUGGUACAAUGCGCCUAGAGGGGAACACUAGCUAUGUAUGUAAGAUCAAAUUCAAGGAGCAGUCAAUCAUUGAUAGGAAUCCUCACCAGAUUCAUGGCGUAGUGGAGGAUAAGAAAAGUAAAACAGUGGCAACUCUAAUUGGGAAGUGGGAUGAGAGUUUGCACUGCGUAAUUGGAGGGGGUUUUGGGAAAGGAAAAGGGUCCGAUGAGUCAUCAAAACCACAUCUUCUGUGGAAGAAGAACCCGUCACCAGAGCACCCCACAAGAUAUAACUUCACACAAUUUGCUAUUACACUCAAUGAAAUCACACCUGAACUAAAGGAGAAGUUGCCACCGACAGAUUCAAGGCUAAGACCUGAUCAAAGGUGUUUGGAGAAUGGACAGCAUGAAAUGGCCAAUUCUGAAAAGUUGCGGCUUGAACAAAGACAGCGGCAGGCACGAAGGAUGCAAGAAAAGGGUUGGAAACCAAGGUGGUUUGCUAAGGAAAAAGGCAGCAUCUCUUACCGUUAUAUUGGAGGGUACUGGGAGAGUAGGGAUAAGGGGAAUUGGGAAUCCUGUCCUGACAUUUUUGGUCAAUACUCAACCGAUACUGAUGUUAACCCAACUCCAUAAAUUCUCAUCCCUUUUUUACCUUAGAUUUCUACCUGCUGCCCCUAACACCACACCCUUUUGAUCAAAAUAUACAUUCGUAACCAUAUUUAUGAUCACAACUUCUUUUAGCAUUCAACAAAUAUGGUUGAUUACUGCCUUCGUGUACAGGUAUAUAGAUAUGUACAAAAACAGUGGUUCUCAUUUCUUCUCAACAAGGCAACCUCCCAU